Messenger RNA from Cicer arietinum (chickpea), 927 nucleotides. The record is from RefSeq and is a predicted model, not a curated record. NCBI's taxonomy places the organism in Eukaryota, Viridiplantae, Streptophyta, Magnoliopsida, Fabales, Fabaceae.
AUGACGAUUACUUUGGACGACGUGUCAUCUCUGUUGCAUAUUCCCAUUACCGGUGCAUUCUUCAGUGUUAAUGUAUAUAACAAGGAUGAAGGUGCAAAUAUAUUGGCAGAGCUUCUUGGAUGUUGGCAGAUGGCUGCGAGAGCAUUUCUGUUGUUUUCGGUCGGUUGCACACUCUUCAACGAUAAGAGUGCAUACGCAGUUAGUGUUGCCUAUCUUGAGUGCUUCCGGGACCUUAACUCUUGCGGGGGAUAUGCAUGGGGAGCAGCUGCUCUUGCUUAUCUUUAUGACAAUCUUCGAGAAGCCAGCAUGCAUCAAACCAGAACUGUUUUUGGGUAUCUGACACUUUUACAGGCAUGGGUCUAUGAGCAUUUUCCUACAUUAUGUAGAGAUUGUUGUAGACUUUCUGCUAGUUAUGUUGAAGACUAUCCUAGAGCACUUAAAUGGAAGUCUAAAAGGGAUAAGGGUUUGGUUCUUCCAUUUAGGAAAGCUCUUGAUGAGAUUGAUGUUGAUGAGGUCUGUUGGACACCAUAUGAGGACCAUCGACUGAAGCGGCCUUUUGAAGAUGUAUCUUUAUUUCGAGGUGGAUACGUUGGGGUCCGAAGAUGUAUGCUCAUCUGCCAGACAGAGUAUUGCGGCAAUAUGGUCAUGUCCAAACUAUUACUGGCUCACCGUUAGAGGUAGUGGGUCAGACGACCACACCAGAUGAAAUGGACAUUAUGUUUACGCAAUAUGUUGUGCAUGUAGUGGAUGUUGGCGCAGUUGUGCAGGGACAUGUAGUCUGCUCGAAUGAUUAUAUGGACUGGUUUCGCAGAAUUUCUCAUCCAUACAUCAUUCGUAGAGGACCAGUCCAUGAAGCUGAUGCAGAGCCUACUGAUCAUGCCACUCAUGCAGCUGAUGGCGGCGAUCCUGCUGAUGACACAGUUGACA